Molecule: messenger RNA, 282 nt
Organism: Racocetra persica
Lineage: Eukaryota; Fungi; Glomeromycota; Glomeromycetes; Diversisporales; Gigasporaceae
Source: the annotation of a GenBank genome assembly
AUGGCGUUAUAUUGUAAAGCUGAUAAAUUUAUCAAUAUAAGAGCUACAAAAUUUUUUGAGUAUUUACUAAUGGUUAAAGAAUCUUGGGAAGAACUUAGCUCUGACUUAAUUAGAAAGUCAUUUAGCUGUUGUGGUGUUUUUGUGGAAACAGCUCAAGAUGAACUAGAAGAUGAAGAUGAUUAUUUAAUAAAUACGGAUGAAGCUUAUAUUGAUGAAGUUACAAUAAUUAAUAAUAUCGAUAGAGAAUUAUACAAAGAAGUAAAGGGUUAUAAAAAUAAUUGA